AUGAUUUCCCAACACACAAACCAACCUACGCUCCUUACUCUUCAUGAUGCAAUUACCGACUCGCCUGUUUAUCGCACAAAUGUACACCAUUAUGAUGAACAACUUGAUCAUUUAGAGAAAUGGCUCGAUUCUCUUUCACGCCAUUUAAAACUUUAUACCGAAAAAAUUAACAAGCUAAACCUCGAGACCGACAUAGUUUGUCAACGUGUUGUGCCCGUUGGUAUCGAAAGUGCCCUAAUAGACCCUGAUGUGACUAUGCCUAUUUUGAAGACUUUUGCCAAUGCACUUAAGGCUGGAUUAUCAUUCAAGUCAAAACUUGUAUCUGACCUCGAGGAAAAUCUUGUCCAGCCUUUGCAACAAUUUAUGAAAACGCAUUUAAAGGACUUCAAGGCCUUUAGAAAGCAGCAUGAAAAGGCUCUCGAACAAUACGAGAUCCAGCUCUCUCGACACGCUACCCAAGGAAAAAAUAAAGAGCCAUCAGCACUCCGUGAAGAAGCCUUUCGGUUGUACGAAGCCCGUAAGGCGUAUAUCCACAUGUCUGGCGAGCAUGUGGUUCGGAUAAUUAAAUUCCGGUCACUGCUGGAACACUGCUUGGUUGAACGUUUUUCCGCUGCCACAACAGCUCACAAGGAAUUUGAUGUUGACCGUCAGAUGUGGGAUAACUUAGACACAAUACUUGUUUCAUGGCGACAGUGGCUUGUAGACGAUAAGAGAACGUGUAUUUACCAGCUAAAGAAGCAUGAGCUGGCAAGAGAGAAACUUGAAAUGGAAUACCUCAGUGAAAUCGAACCUUUUCGCCAGCUUGAAUAUUAUGGAGAUUCUGAAGUUACAUUGGCUACACAGGAGAAGCACGCUACACAGGCUCCUCCGAGCCUCAGCGACGAUCACCAAUCUAGCUCCAAGUGGGGCUACCUAUUUGUACGCAGUUCUACUCACAGCACCUGGACACGCAAAUGGUUCUUCUUACACAAUGGAUACAUUGGAUUCUGCUCGACGUCCAUCAAGAACAAGGAGGGCAAUACAGUUACUUUGGAUGAACGAAUUCCUGUAUUAAUGUGCACGAUACAACCUCUUAAAGAUGCAGAUCGCCGUUUCUGUUUUGAGAUCAGCUGUCAAAAGUAUGGAAGUAUAAAAACAAGUACUCAUACUGGUCUUCACAUCAUUAUGGCUAACACAGUUUUUUUUUCUUUAAAAAAAAGGAUUACGUAUAUUGCCCAGGCUGAAAGGAAACAAGAUGUGCAAAGUUGGAUUGAUGCCUUUGAAACCAGUAGGUCGGUACUUAUACGAAGAAACUCUAUCCCUCCUCGUCGAGCUUCUUCAGAUGGAAGUCAUCGCUCUAUUACAAGUCAAAGCGACUCCGAUUCAAUGCCUUCUCGAUCGCCUGGAGUUGUGAGUGCAAAGUCCCGAUCUACCACUGAAGUGACAACACCCAUCGACAUUCCUGCCAUUUUGAGUACCACUCCUACAAGCCCUCUGUCUAGUAUUCCGGGAUUCACACACAUCCAAGGAAUACAGUCCAUCUCACCUUUCAACAGUAUUCUGAAGAGCCCAAAGAAAAUGAGCUUGGAUAAAAUUGGCACUUCCAAUGUCUCUCUUGUCAUGUUAUCGACCUCAUUUGAAUUUGAAUACAUCUCUCUUUCAGAAUCCAUAUCAUUAACUCCUCUUCUAGUCUGGGGUGCUGCUUCUUCACAAAUCAGAAUGACAAAUUCACUCACAAAUCAGCUUUUUCCACUGUGGGGUAUUCCAUGGACAAUUGCAUUUAUGACUGUUCAGUUCUUAUCUAAUACUGACACAUCUUCGGCUCCAUCAUCAAAAUUGCUUACAGAAAAGGAAGUGAUUUGGCCAAUUAGACCAAAAGAUGUUGUUGAGACUAGAAAGGUAAAUAUUGUUGACUAUGCUCCUCAAUUGGAAGUACACAAUCAAGGUUUGAGAAGCCUUUUUAGUGGUGUGGCAGAAUCAGAAGUGGUUUUGGAUGUAUUUGUCUGUUCUUUAAGAAAAAAGCCUACAGAGAGCGACUUUAAAUCUCCCACAAGUCCUACCUCACCGGUGGUUAAUAGUCUUCUUUCACAAAUUACGACUGCGUACCAAUCGUCCUCCUCAGAACUCGGGUUUGCUUAUACUGGACGUGCAUUUGUUACUCAAGAAACCUUUUGGUUUUACAGUACUAUACUAAUGACCUGUAUACAUACAGUUGCAGUCCGCUUACAAGACAUCAAAGAAGUUCGGGUCGUCAAGGAUUUAGUUUUAUCUUCUGAAGAAGAUAAUCAAAACGGAUUCUCGUGUUGUGCAUUGGUUAUUGAACUUGUUGAUGAAACUAAAGGUCCUGUAACAUUUAGUUCAAUUGUGAGUGACAUUGAUUCUAUUGCGAAUAAAUUGAGAUUUAUGGUGUCCAAUGCAAAGGCCAAGUCUACUGAUCUCAACAAACUUUACCAAGAAAUUCAAAGGAUUUCAGAGACAAACUCUGGAAAGGUCUUUCAAGAAAAUAUGGUAUCCUCUGAUCGUUCAACAUACAACAUAUUCGGGGCGGAAACUACAAGCUUACCAGCACCGAUUGCCGCUUCAGAAUCGAAGAGCAGAACCGGAAAUAUUCGCAAUGGGAUUAAUAGUCUUCGAAGCAAACAAAGUGAGGCUCUAGGUACAACCCUUUCGCUGACCAAGAAAGUCUUGAAGAGGGAUCGAUCGACAAAGGCUCCAAACACACUUACAGUAGAAACCAAAAAGCCAAUACCUCCCCCAGUUGAUCCUGAUGCGUUACCCCCAUCUAUUAAAACACCUACAAGUCCUUGCUCUUGCGAAUGCUCCGAUCAUCUUGAUCGCCUUGAAUCUGAGUGCGAGUUCCCGAUUUCUGCCAAGCGGUUAUUCGAACUUAUGUUUUCUGACAAGUACAACGGUGCUCCAACAGAUGGCGGUGUUUGGAAAGCAAAGAAUGAAUCUGUGGAUGGCCAUGAUCUACGCGUGACAAAUUGGGGACAAGAAGACGACAAGACGACGAGAACAUUGAAAUAUAUCAUGCCUGUAACAAACCCGAUCGUCAGACUAAAGGAGGCAGAGGUCGUCGAGAACCAGGUCAUCAUCAAGCAGGAUCCUUAUUUGUGUUAUGUAGUCCAGAUAUCCACAAAGACAGCAGCAUUACCUUAUGCGGAUGCAUUCAUUCCUUCAGUGCGUUACUGUAUUACUUGGGUUGGACCAUCCAAAUGUAAACUUGCAUGUUAUAUGGGUGUCGCGUGGGUUAAGAGCGUUAUGCUUAGAAGCGUUAUUACCCGUGCUGCUCUCAAAGCUAUGGGAGAAAGUGUGUGUCUAUUCGUGGAUAUUUUGCGGGAGGAAGCAGAUAAAGUUGCUGAGCGAGUCGACGAGGAACGUCGAGUGAUAUUUAGCGGGAAUGUUGACUGUGCCCCGGUAGAGGAUGUUGAUGAAGCUGACGACAGCCAAGGAUUAGAGGAGUCUGUCGAAAAUGAAGAUAGAAAAGAUUUUUCAAAUUUCUCUUAUACAAGUGGUAUUUCCAAGACAGAUUUCCACACAAACUACACAGACGACGAAGAAAACGAGGACCCGCCUAGACAAUCAACAGAAAACAGACGGAUCGAUGAUCACCAAACUCAUUCUAACAUGGUAACUUCUUCCGGUUGCACAUCCUCUCCUGCACUCCCACCGCCACGCAACUCUAUUUUGGUCUCCAGGUCUACUGUAGAAAAGCCAAAAACCAAAUCAUCUGUUAAAUUACGGCGCAAGGCAAAGAAAGACGAAUUUACAGCAGGCUGGGGAUCUAAAGUACCUUUGCUUUCAAUGGUAGCACUCGUGUCUGGGGCUCUAUUAUUGUGGAUCUGGCUUAGUCGAAUUAGAGCAAAUGUACAGCCGGAAGUUAUAGAAGUUGGGACGAAUAACUCAAUGAAAACAAACAAUCGAAGUAUAAGAGUUAUUUCAAAGGCUGUGUAUUUAAAGGACCUUGAGACUGGCGUUUUGGAAAAUCACAUGUUACCCCCUUAUUCAAAGGCUGAAAGCUUCCAAAAAUUCCUCAAACAAAAACGCACAGAUGAUAUAUCUACUGUGCAGCAUCAGUGGUUUUCCGGAAAGAACUAUAAGAUGGCAAUUGAACUGGACUCUAGCCGCGAACGUAUUGCUGUAAUGAGACAUGAUGUACUUACCAUUUUUAGAAUGCUCAACAAGGUCGAUACCCAACUCCUUGAGAAUGAGUAUAUGAACUGGCUAAUGGAUAAUCGGCAGAAAUGUAAAAAACAGUCUUCUAAUGCCUAUGAUCUUGUCCAGUGCGAUCAUAUCGACGCACAACUCCUUGAAUUCAACGAAUAA
Messenger RNA from Phycomyces blakesleeanus NRRL 1555(-), 4305 nucleotides. RefSeq lists its product as hypothetical. The transcript is spliced from 9 exons. Gene Ontology annotation, cellular component: cytoplasm. Gene Ontology annotation, molecular function: GTPase activator activity; protein binding. The coding region runs from base 1 to 4305 and encodes 1434 amino acids. NCBI's taxonomy places the organism in Eukaryota, Fungi, Mucoromycota, Mucoromycetes, Mucorales, Phycomycetaceae. The record is from RefSeq and is a predicted model, not a curated record.